AUGUCAGGUUCUGGCAUAACGGGGAGCGGCUCUUCGCCGGCCCCAGAUCCCUCCAUAGCUGAGUCCAUCCAGCGAGCCCAGGCCAUCGCUGCCUCUCUCGCCCGCUCUAAGGGUGGCCUCUCAACACCUACAGUGCCAGCAGCGCCAGUGGGGCCCCACUCCUCCACCUCAAGCUCGGGUUUUUCUCACAGACCCCCCUCAGCCUCUACCUCUAGGGGUAGCCACAUCUCCCCAAGGGGGGCUUCCAACUUUGACUACGGGCCCCCCCACGAGUCAGGCUUCUCACAAGGGCCUCCACCUGGAAACAGAGGCGGCCUUCACCAUGUGUCACCGAGAGGAGCCUCCUCCUAUGAGCAAGGGGGUGCCCACGGGCCAGCAGACAAACAAGCACCCCACAUCCUUCCGGUACCAGGGAGGAGCGAAGGCUGGAAUUCAGUUGACGCUGCAGCAGCCAUUGCUGUACAGCAGAAACAGUUAAUGCAACAACGAGCACGCAAGGCGGCGGUUCGCGCAAUGGCCACCGUCUGCGCGGCUAUACCUAAACCGGACUUGAGAGACCCGGAUCUUUUGGGUGCAGAUAUCAAAAAGACAGCAAGACAGCUAGAAAAUGGAGUGUGGGUCUUGGACCUCCCGUUGCAGUCUGGGAUAUGUGGGGUAACUGCAGCAAGCGCAGAUGCGUGGCAGCAGCUCCAGCACGUAGAAGUUAUCGCAUCGUUAAGGCGCCGCACAGGGGCGGGCUUCGUCCUUCGCGGAUCUGUGCUGCAGCAGCAACCGCAGCAACCGCAGCAAACGCCUCUAGGGGUAUAUGUUCGAGUUGUGGGGGAAGAUCAGGAGACCGUGUACAGAGGAGCUGUGGCUGCCUGGAGCUCGUUGGGCCCCCCUCAAUACCUCCCAGCCCCCGCAGACGCGGCAGAUGACGAGACGUUCGACUGUGCGACUGCCAUGGCAGGCGAAGAUGGGUUGACGUAUUGGCAAGGAGCCGAUGUCCUCCUCUGGUUGUCGAGGGCCUCCUUGCAGGUCUCCAAGGAUAUGCUGGAGGACGAAUUUCUUAAGGACGUUUGCCUGCGCACGGGGGCCCUGAUAGACAUCGAGGCGGACCAGCCGCAAGGAUACUCGCAUGGCGGGGGGGAGAGGACGGGAUUGCGCUAUGCUGCCAGAGCCUGCACCCAAGGAGCUGCCGAGAAAGCUCUGCGGCUGCUCCGGUGGAGGCUCGUCUGCAUUGAGGAGGCCUGGAGACAGCACAACGCCCAUGGGUUCACACGAGACACAUCCCCCACAGGUCACCGAGGAGGAUGGCGAGAGUCUCCGUACGGGUUAGUCUCUGCCGCGUGCCCUUCUCCCGGCCAAGACAUCAGGGGAGCGGCAGCCGCCUCCUUCUGGCAGUCUGCAAUGCCGGACGAGGCGGAGAUGAUGCGGAGACGCAAAGAGGCAGAAGAGAGACGCAAGAAGAGAGGGCAGAGAUCACGAUCGGCUUCUCCAGAGCGGCGGGGCCCCAAUCGCCUCUCCUUCGCGCCUCCGCCUGAUGAGCUUCUCACGGGGCCGUAUGCGCCUCUGGAUAAGUAG
Messenger RNA from Eimeria maxima, 1563 nucleotides. RefSeq lists its product as hypothetical. The transcript has 11 exons. NCBI's taxonomy places the organism in Eukaryota, Apicomplexa, Conoidasida, Eucoccidiorida, Eimeriidae. The record is from RefSeq and is a predicted model, not a curated record. The coding region runs from base 1 to 1563 and encodes 520 amino acids.